AUGCCGUCUGCUGAUCUGAAAACGUCUUCCUGUAUCCUUUCCGUCCGAGCUCGAACCCUGAUCACAAUCAACGGUGGAUUUGUGAUUGGCGAGGGCCCAAAUACGGAGAGGUCCGAUUUCCCGCAGGGCUACACCUUCUACCGGGAGCCAGCCUCCGUUGUCGUCCAUGGAAACUUUCUUCGCUAUCCAGCCGUGCUGAAGAGUAUCAAUUUCAUCGGAGAAGAAAAUACGAUGUACCGUCCACGUCUUCUUUCUUCAAGGUUCAACUGCUCGUAUGAGUACAUUUUGAAACAUUCUAUUGUGGAAGGUGUCUCUUUCCAAGGAUACAGCUUCCGACGGCUCUUCCCUUUCAACUGCCUUGUGAAUCCAGCUACAACAGCUCCGCCGCCGUCAACAACGGCGCCGGCUCCAUUGGUCAGAUGCAAGAACAAUGGUGUCUUUAUCAAGAACCUUGACGGUUCCACCUACUGCUACUGUACUGGACUGUUCAGUGGCCCUGAUUGCGGCACAAGACUUUGUACUAAUGGAGGCUCACUGGAUGUGGCUAACAAUAAGUGCCUCUGUACUGAUGGCUUUGCGGGUGAUUUUUGUGAAAACGUGCACUGCAAUGACAACACCGGCUUAGGCUUCGACGCAGAACAUCCCACACUUACGCUGGUGAUUCGAACUCGCACCCAACUGGGCGAUGUAAUCACACAGGUAUCGAAUGCUGUUGCGGCCGUGAUCAACGACCUCACGUUCGAUCCCACUUAUCUUCGGCGUUUCGUGCUAGUGCUAUUCAAUAACAAUCGGAUAACAACAACGCCGUACUCCGAUCCCAAUUCGCUAUUGAGCGCUCUGAAUGACGCUGCAAGGACGAGCGAUUCGAACGGGACCUGUGUUGAUAUGGACUUCGUGGCGCUCACUGCCGCUCUAUCACAGUAUCUCACCUAUAAGUCGCCGGUGUACGUGAUCACGGACGCGCUGCCCAAUGACGGCACACAAGUUGAUGAUGUCUACAUUUGGUCCCCAACGAUGGAGAUCUCGUGUUUUCGUCGUGGGAACAUUACCGGAACGGAUGUUACCGACCUUAGCAUCGACGAUCCUGCUUACGCGCAUGGAUACUGCAACGUUUCGCUCCUACUUACGACUCCAGACGGGGACUUUGCAACGGCUACUGAGCAAUACCAUGACGGAUUGAACCAUAUCUGGGUUUACAACGGACCACAUAUUGGCAAUUGGAUGUUCUCGUUCCGCUCAACUGCGGCCACACAGUCGUGCAACUACAAGGUCUAUCAGUCUAUGUAUCACACACCUGGAUUCGAUGCUCAAAUGGAUUUGUUCUGGUCAACCUCUAUCAACAUUGACUCAGAUGCUGGCCUGUCACAGCCAUUAUUCGGUCUUCAACAUGCGUUCGUGAUGCACCUCACCAACUAUCCGGUCGGUGUUCCGCCAGAACGAGUGCAGGCUACUCUGACUAUAAACGCAGUUCGUAACGGAAAACCAACACAGGUGUACGCCUCAAACGGGAUUUGGCGCGACCUUUGCACUUACAACUUUUAUUUCCCACCGUUCAUGUGUCGAAUGCCCAACGAACUUCUUCAUUUCAACUUUUUCGCUCAAGAUCUACAAGGAUUCGCCGUGCAACGUGCAGGUGUCAUGUAUUGCGCAGAAAGUGAGUCUCUU
Messenger RNA from Ostertagia ostertagi, 1665 nucleotides. Lineage: Eukaryota; Metazoa; Nematoda; Chromadorea; Rhabditida; Trichostrongylidae. The record is from the annotation of a GenBank genome assembly.